This is a messenger RNA of Didymodactylos carnosus, 1266 nucleotides long. NCBI's taxonomy places the organism in Eukaryota, Metazoa, Rotifera, Eurotatoria, Philodinida, Philodinidae. The record is from the annotation of a GenBank genome assembly.
UAAAUAAAGAAAAAGAGAAGAAAAUCUUAAACCGAAAAAUAAAUAAAAUAUAAUAAAGUUAACUUAAAUAUACUUAAGUUAACUCGUAGAAGUUAGUCAAACUGUUGCAGAAGUUGGGACGUCUCUUAAACGACGCUCACAAAUUGGUGCCGUAACCCGGGAAAAUACUUAUCCUGCUUCGGUACUUCUACAAUAAAUACGAAGUUCAUCUUCAUUAUCAUCAUUGAAGUUUGAUUUGUCACUAUUCGCCGAUAUAAUCAAUUCAAAACAAAGAGCCUAUUUAUAAUAACAUACAACAACACCGAUACAAUUCAUCUUUAUCCAAUUAGUAAUCCUUAGCCAUUAGUCAUCCAUAUCCAUUAGGUGCUAGUCCUUAUCCGUUAUCGACCUUCAUCUUUAUCCAGUAGGUGCACAAUAUUUAUUGUCCAACAAAAACGUUUAAUUAUUGUUGUCCGUGCUUGAGAAACUCUAUUAAAUCGAUUAAGAGCCAAUAAUUUGAUUAGAAUAUUCCUUUUUAAAUUAACAGCAGCCAUAGACUAAACUGAAAUCUAUUUUAUUAAAUAAAAAGAUCUGACGUUUCGACUCUUCAUAGAGUCAUUCUCAAAGAAUAUUACAGAACAUUACUGUACUUUACGCAUGAAAUGUUGUGAAAAGGAAGAAGAAUUUUGCCUGUAUAUAUUGUGUGUUACUUGUAAACAGUCAGUCAGUAAUUAUAUUAUCAGUCCCUUUUGUUUCACUCUUCAUAACAUUUCUCUAUCCGCCUGGAUCAAUAUUCCUUUUGCUCUUUCUCUGAGAAAGGCCGUCGGGAAACACAAUCAAAGGUACAGAUCUAACUGUACGAUUUAAGUCAGGAUUGAAUGAUGCUAUUUAGUGGUCGUCCACAACAAUUCAACAUCAUUAAAAAUAGCGAGUUUGACACCUGUUCGGCAAAUAAUCCAUAAAGGACAAAGAGUAACUGAUCUCGACCCAUGGUAUGAACAACGGACAACACCUUCAACAGAAAUUCUCGAUCCACAACAACAUCACCAACCUGCUGACGAAAUUAAUGAUUAUAUUAAUCAAACAUGUGCAUCUGUUACGGAUUCUGUUAAUGUCGUCGAUUCUGAUGGGUACGCGAUUAGUAAUGAAGCUGAACUGAGCAACGGCGUUACGAAUAUUGGAAAUAAUCAUCAACAAAAUGAAACUGAUAAUAAUAAAAUGAACGAAUAUCCAUGCAUCCGUGAUAACAAUACAACACGUCUAAUUUCAACAACAUUUCAUCAAUAA